UUUUAUGGGAUGUGUCACUGACUCAUCAAAAGCCUUUGGACUUUACACUUUUCUGAGCACAUCCACCAAACACUACACUGCCUUAUUUACCGUCGUUGUUUGGCUUCCAGGACACUCCUUCACUAGUCACGACACGCUUGCUUUUUCUUUAUAACUUUAAUCAUCAACAUUCUUUGCACAGGGAGCGGUGAGUAAGGCAGAGUCCAAAAAACCCCAGAGAUCCCGACAGUCAUCUGAGAAACACUGAAAGAGGACCAAUGAUGAAGCUUACAAGGCUGCUCACUGCCUGCAUUCUCGCUGAGUUGUCACUUUCACUCCAAGCGUUGGUGAUGGUCAACAACGUUACAGCCGAGUGCGGCGAGCAGGUUGCACUGAACUGCAACGUGUCACGGAGGGACGGGCUGUCAGUCAAGCACAUGGAGUGGUCCCAAAACGGCAAGAUUUUGUGUCGACUGGACGGCAAGGGGAAUUUGAGCUACCACCGAAACAUACGAAGCGACUUCCGAUGCGAGUACGAUGAAGGCCAGCUGUUGCUCAUCUUUGCAAAAGUGCAGCCGCAGGAUAGCGCCGCCACAAACCGCUACAUGUGCAAACUGCACUCCAACAUGGGGAUUUCACACGGCUACAGCUGGAUAGAGCUGCAAGAGUGCUGCGGGGCGGUCAAAGGUGUUCUGUCCGAGGACGGUCCGGUAUGCACAUUCAACGACGUCUACCCGGAUGCGGAUGUGUUCUGGUCUUCCCACAGUGAGCCCCCAACGCCCGGGAAGCAGAACAUUUUCAAAAGUACGGAGGAAGGCGGCUGGUUGAGCAUCCGCAGCCAGCUGGAAUGGACUCCGAACGGGACCUUCAACUGUUCCCUGAGGAGCAUCACAUCUGGAAGAGACAUUGCAUGCAAUUUGUCAGAGAAUACCGAUUUCCUAGGCGGGUAUGAGCGUAGAUCGCAAGGUAGAGUCGGCAAUGGAGCGGGAUCCCUUGAACCUUUAUGGACAGUUGUGCUUGUUUCAACCAUACUACAUACUAGAAAUUAUGGAUUUUCCUAAAUAAUUCCAUUUGUGGGAGGACAUUCGAGCAAAGCUAUUGGCUUUGUUACAAUGAGGUACUGGGAUGUUGGCCAUAAAGAGCCAAGGAGCCUUGCUUGCAGUCAAAUGAAUCAACGUUCAUGCUCCAGAGCUUUCUAAUUGUGCUUCUACUUCCUGCCGGAGCCCAGCGAGGAAAUAACGGACUGUGGAGGAGCGAUAACAAGGCAGCAGAGAUUCCUCAGCAUGCCCUGGAAGGACAUCUUUAAUUUUCUCCUCAAAUAUAUUGGAGCUGAGCAUGGUUUUGUUUCAACAACAAUAAUCCUUCAAGUGACAUGAGGAGUAUCUUCUCUAUCUUCUAACAAGAAGUUGAAAAUAUACAUUAGCUAAUAUUGCAAUGGGUUUUUUGUCACUUGAGGUUUUUUUUUCCACUAUAUGAGUGAAAUAUCAAAAGACUGGCAACAAAAAUAUGCCAGUAGUUUGUGGAAAUAUGCUGCCCUCUAGUGCAAUAUUUGGAUACUGCAGCCAUGCAAAUAUAUAUGACUGUGGAGCAAGCUGAUUUCCAUUAUGUUAAAAGCGAAUUGAUUUUGUAGUACUUGCAGUGGGAAGGUAAACAAUCUGGCAGUCUAAAAAUACCAAAAAUAUCGAUAACAUUUGUUUUUAGGGAAUAGACAGAAGUCCUAAUCAUAUUCUAUUCUCACUAAGCCACACCUUGUCUUAUGUCACUUUGUCUAUAUGUUUGAUUACCAAGGUAUGUCAAUAUGCAAUAAUUGAUCAUUCUGUAUU
Messenger RNA from Entelurus aequoreus (snake pipefish), 1802 nucleotides. RefSeq lists its product as uncharacterized. Bases 258 to 1040 code for a protein of 260 amino acids. The transcript is spliced from 4 exons. Lineage: Eukaryota; Metazoa; Chordata; Actinopteri; Syngnathiformes; Syngnathidae. The record is from RefSeq and is a predicted model, not a curated record.